Messenger RNA from Penicillium griseofulvum, 3333 nucleotides. RefSeq lists its product as uncharacterized. Bases 1 to 3333 code for a protein of 1110 amino acids. The record is from RefSeq and is a predicted model, not a curated record. Gene Ontology annotation, biological process: mitotic DNA replication initiation. Gene Ontology annotation, cellular component: GINS complex. NCBI's taxonomy places the organism in Eukaryota, Fungi, Ascomycota, Eurotiomycetes, Eurotiales, Aspergillaceae. The transcript has 9 exons.
AUGUCUUACUAUGAUAUUGACUCUAUCUUGACUGAUGCUCAGAUCAAAGCUGGAACCCGGAUCGAUCUUCCACUAUGGCUAGGUGAAAUGCUCUCGAUCGGGGCACGUCUAGGAACGUCCCGUCUAGUCACACUCGACAUGCCCGAUGCGCUUUCGGAGCGGGUGAUGAAUGCGCUGAAGGCAGAUCCCCGCACGCUUGACUUGCGCGCUUUAGCACCGCAUUUUUACAACCUGAGCGAGCGGAUUCUCGAACUCUUUGAGGAAGAAGAGAUGGUGGAUGUUCUCGGAGAUGCAUUCAAAAAACGAGCGGCCGAGAUUGCUGACCAUGCACACAACUCGCGCGGUACAGUCGGUGGUGGAGUUGAUUUCCUUCGCGGGCUAGAUGAGACAGAGCGACAAUUGUUCCGUGCUGCUCAUGACCGGGCCAAGGAUAUGCGGAUCUGGUCCGGAGAGGCGAAACCCAUCAUGGAUGAGAAACCUAAAAGAAGGGGCUCGGCCGCUGGUCAGCCUGCUCUUUCGCACUCUCGAAGCCCCGAUUAUCAUCCCAAGGCUACACACAAACGCAGUGUUUCCUCCAAAGAUCACUCUAACUCGUCAGAACGUCCUCAACACCCAUCGCUUUCUCGCGUCAAGGGCCGAACGAAUAUGUUUACUCCCCCUCGAAUGAGUCCAGAGGUCUCAUGGCUGGGAGACCAGUCACCUAUCCAUCAGGGCACAAGGACGGCAAACCGCUUACCUAAAACCCCGGAACCCAGCACCCCUACACUAGUGAACCCUGCCUCAGCUCUCUUGCAGGAUUUAUUGAAAGAAGAACGCGCGCACCGAAGCUCCCGGGGAACAAUGUCAGAGGAUUAUAAAGAAAAUGUUCCUCAAGGUCCCGAGAGCUCUCGAGCCCAGGAAGAUUCUGCGUCUGAAAAAGCACGCAAGGUGAAUGACGUCUUCUCUGCUGGUCAGAGGAAACCGCAAGAGAUGGGCAUGCGGGAAAUGGACCAAUAUGUCUCAAAAAUGAACAAGCUCAAUUUCGAUUUGAAGCUCGAGGUCUUCCACCGUACACAACAAUUGGCUAUGUAUGAAAAGAAGCUGGAACGGAUGGUGGAGAUGGAAGAACAACUAGCACACAUGGGCGAUUUGGUAGCGGAGGUGGAGGACCUUCGAACUACUGAGAAAGAAAACCAGAUUCUACGCGAAUCUAACGAGCAACUCCGCAUCGAGCUUGACAAGCGAGACCUGGCUGUUACCGAAGCCGUCGAGCUUAUCUGCCAGUUGGAAUCAAAACUUGACAUGCUGGAGAACGGCGCCCGGGCCUCCAAGCUAUCUUUGUCACGCCCGAUGACUGCCGAUGGGUCCGGGGCCUUCGCGCCAAAACCACGGGCCAUGAUUGAGAUCCCGAAGAGGACCUCUUCCAAGCGAAAUUCAGGUGUCUUAAGUGUAGCUCAUCGCCAGACAUCUUCUGAGCUACGCAAACUCUCGAAAGCACCUUCCUUCCUACGAGCAGAUAACAAAAGUACUGCUACUUUGCGAAGCCUUUACGCGCCCGAAGAAGAAAUCCAGUCACGCUCUGCAAGGACUGAACUUUCGAAAUCAGAGAGCUUCCACACGACCACCGAGAUUAUGGAGCCCGAGUCACCCAGACUGAGCGUCCUGAGCGAAUGCAGUGAGCUGAAUCCGUUCGACACGCCUACGAAGUGGCAGGAAUUUGAUCAGCUUGAGAUUCCUCUCCGGAGAGCGUCGUCGACUGCAGGCAGCUUGGACAGCUAUAUUCCCCCCAACGGGCGGGAAGAAAGCAAAGCAGACCAGAUCGAUCGGUGGAUGCAGACCCGCGAGGACGCAAACCAGACUAUAAUCACGAGACGCAGGAACCGAGCAUCAUCCGAUGCUACUAAGGCUAGUAUCUCUAGUUUUACAACAGACUUGUACGCUCCCAAGCCGCGUGGACGUGGACGACUGGACGCAUCUCUUUUCGGUGGCAUCAGGCUUCCUCCCACUCCUGACACCAUGAGUACGGCAUAUGCUACCGGCGCAAACCGGUCAAGUGGCUCAAAUGGGAGCAUUAAAGCCCGAAAAAGCCCACAGAUCGAGCAGGAUCAGUUUUUCACUGGUAGGCGAGUUAAUCGCCCACGUUCUGCAGAAGAGAUAGCCAGUCGCUGCAGCUUCGAUGACAGCGGGCUUUUCGACAGCAUGCAAACCAAUUGCAGUGAUACUCCACGUCUAGGAGUCACAGCUGAUGAGUCGCGCACUAUUCUGCCCUCCUUCAACCCUGUUUCCUCCAAAGCCAGCGCACUUCUUGGGCCGGGGAGCCCUAGCAACCCCUCCAUUGAGACUCUUGGGGAUAUGUACCGCGCAAAUGCCAACGAAGAAGCAUCAACCCCAACAAUCAAACGUGUCCGUAGCCCACUCAAGGCUAUGACACCGGAGCCGCGCACCAGGGAUGGCGACUCUUCACCACUCACACCUCAAGACUGGGUUGCAGCUGCAAAGCAGGGUCCAGGGUCUCGCAAGCCAAACCCGCGUGACACCCGCCACGAAAUUCAACAGACAGAGCUAUCAUCACGCACUGCCGCCAGUCCAGCUACCCUCGAUGACGAUACCAGCGUCACUUCGGAGCCAAGCGAGCCCGAAGUCCCUGGUAUCCCAAGUCUUGAUAUGGCCACUCUCGAUAUUCUGGAACAACCCCUUGAUCUCGCCCAGUCAGAACCCAAACCUGAAGCCAACCCCGAGCCCCGUCGACGCCUCAGCUUCAUACCUCAAUUCUUCAACCGCUCAACCAACAAUCCGCAUCCUCUACAUGGCUCACCAAUUCCAAACGACUUCGAAGACGACGAUGAAGACGGCGCCCCAUCCCCUGUAAUCCCUAAAAGCAGAAUAAUGGGUGGCGCCUCUCGAAGACCUAUGUCGCAAAUAAUCCCCGCCCCAACCGACCUGUACCCCUCCAACCCAAUCAACAAUGAAGAGCCGCUCCCAGCUCCCAGAUCGCGAGGACUCCCCCAAUCAUUGACAAUGUCAAGACUUGCUGACCGCCCCGGCGCUGCAACAGUCUCAGGACGACCCGCCACAUCCCAUGGCGACAUCGAGCACAAGCGGCGCAGCUCACUGGGUAUCUUUGGCUGGAUCAAGAGUAAACGUUCAGAUUCCGUGGGUGUCCCCGGGGCCGAGAAAGAGAACCGCGUUCCCUCACGUCUAGCGUAUGAAACUACUCAUGGGCUUGGAAUCCCCCGUGCUGAGACGCCGGACUCCAUGGAAACCCAUGCUAGAUCCCACUCCGAGAUGGCUGUUCAUUCCGAUGACCAUGCGAGACGGCCUCGGUAUAUGGGUCGUCGUGCUCGCAGGGGUUGA